Molecule: messenger RNA, 2231 nt
Organism: Limulus polyphemus (Atlantic horseshoe crab)
Lineage: Eukaryota; Metazoa; Arthropoda; Merostomata; Xiphosura; Limulidae
Product: hemicentin-1-like
Exons: 10
Coding region: 127-2223 (698 amino acids)
Molecular function (GO): protein binding
Source: RefSeq, a predicted model, not a curated record
GGUCGUUGUCCUGUGCUCAGUGCUGAUGUUUCUAAUUAUGAGUACCAGAGGUAGAGUCCAUUAUGACCCAGUAAAUGUAGCAGGUGUUAAUUGUCACACCUAACUGUCGAUAUUACUCUAUACACUAUGAUUUCCAUGUCUAUAAGGUUCAGCAGCGGGACUUUUGUACGAAGCUGUAUGUGGAGCGUGGGUUUUAUUUGCUAUUUUCUUCUUCCAGCAGUCCCGAGUCAUUUAGUAUACCAAAGUGUUGUAGGAGGGUUUGCCGAGCUGUCCUGUAAUUUUUCUCCAGUCUACGAAGAUAAAGUUUCUCUCAUACUGUGGUAUAAAGACAACGCUACGAAACCAAUUUAUAUCUUGGAUGCUAGAAACGGCAUCAGAAACGAGCCUAAGCAUCUUCCCAGUGGAACAUUAAGCAACAGGUCCUACUACAACGUCUCCGUUUCGCCCUCCGUCCUGCAAUUAUGGGACGUUAGAGAAGACGAUAAGGGGAAGUUCAAAUGUCGAGUUGAUUACAGGCACGAGCCCACUGAAUACUUCUUCGUUCUUCUCGACGUCAUCGUUCCCCCCAGAGAAACUAUUAUAUUGGAUAAAUACGGCCAAAGGUUGAAAGAUUUAAUAGGCCCCUACAAUGAAGACGCUUCGUUGUUACUGAUCUGCGAAGCAGAUGGGGGAAAACCUCCUCCGGCUUUAACGUGGUGGAACAGAGAUAACCUGCUCAAGGCCAACUUCACUCUCACGCCACAAGGUUUCCCAAGGAACGAGCUCGUGCUUCAUCAACUCCGCCGUGAUGACCUCCUUAUUUCUCUUACAUGCAAAGCUACUAACACCAACCUCACAGCUCCGAUAUCUAGCUCGGUUACCGUAGACUUGUAUUUGAAGCCUCUAGACGUGAGAAUCACCUCAAUCAGCAAACCGCUAACAGCAAACCUACAAACGGAGCAGGUUUGUGAAACCUGGGGAGCUCGACCCGCACCUCAAGUAACCUGGUGGAAAGGAACUGAGCGCCUUCUUGCUGUGACCGAUGCUGUUUCUCCGGACGGAAAUCAUACAGUUAGCCAGGUUUCCUUCAUCCCUGGCGUUGAAGAUGAUGGCAAAAACCUGACCUGUAGAGCGGACAAUUUACUCAUACCAGAAAGUGCCAUUACAGAUGUCCGGGAUCUCCUGGUCUACUAUACUCCCCAAGUGACAAUGACGCUUCUAUCACCACUUAAUGAAGAUGGUUUUGUGGAAGGAAGUGAAGUUGAAAUCGAUUGUUCUGUGGAGGCCAAUCCUACUGAAGUUGAUGUACAGUGGCUUUUUAGUGGCUUCCCGAUAUCUUCUGAUCUGAAACGUGGCAUCAUUGUGAGUAAUUACUCUCUUGUUAUAAAAGACGUCCAGCAUUACCACAAGGGCCAGUACCAAUGUGUUGCCACAAAUCAAGAAGGGGAAGGCUGGAGUGAAGAGAAGAUGCUUCUCGUUCAAUAUCCCCCAGUGUGUAAAGAUCCUAAAGUACACAUUAUUCCGGUUGCACAUGGCUCAGAAGUUAAUAUUUUAUGUGAAGUGGAUGCAGAGCCUGAGGCCCAUGAAUUCCAUUGGAUUCUUAACAACACCUUGGGUAUUGAGUCCGUCAAGACCGCUGCGACAAAUCAAACGACUGGUGUUAUAUCUUUCUCGCCUCUGGAUCCUACUGAUUUUGGGACCCUCUCUUGCUGGGCUAAAAAUGUCGUAGGACAACAGAAAAUCCCGUGCAAAUAUAGAAUCUUUCCUGGAGGUCUUCCGGAAGCUCCUAAUGACUGUAAAGUCAUUAACAAAACAAAAGGAUCUUUAAGUGUAGGCUGCUCACCAGGGUUUGAUGGAGGGUUAUCACAGCAGUUCCAGGUCGAAGUGUACACCGACACAAAAGAACGUCUUAUAACCAACAUUUCUACAUCUGACGCUCCUUUCUUCUUCAUUUCUUCAUUGCCUGCCGAGACUCAAUUUAUACUUGUCAUAUACGCUAUCAAUAGUCUGGGAAGGAGCUCGUCAGUCUCCCUCCAAGCCAGUACACUAACUGGUCAGACUAAGCCACUAAACAAAGACACCGACAUUGGGACGAUCCAACUACCGUACAUACUUGGCAUUGUGUUUGGGAUUGUGGCUGUGUUGAUCGUAAUCACUGCUACAAAUGUCUUUUUGAAAUACUUCUGUGCCAGAGAAGAAGAAGAAAUCCGAGGCAUGAAAGGAGACGAGAGAGAAGAAAAGUAAGUCUAAUU